This is a messenger RNA of Lactuca saligna, 585 nucleotides long. Lineage: Eukaryota; Viridiplantae; Streptophyta; Magnoliopsida; Asterales; Asteraceae. The record is from the annotation of a GenBank genome assembly.
AUGAGUUUAUGCAUGAAAUUAGAUUUGGUCAACAAAAAUAUCGAUCAAAAAAUCAAAGAAUCAGUAUUCGUUCGAUGUCGCACAAUUAAAUUGGUCAAAGAUAACGCUGCCGUCUCCUUCACAAGGUACCCCUAUUGCCUCAAACAUUUUGAAAGUCUUCCAACCACUACCUUCGCCGUCACCAUCACUUCAGCACUGGUAAAUCAGAAACACAAUAGUAAUCUUCUCCAUUCCUUUUAUAUUCACCCCAAACACAAUGGCCUUCAUCACUAUCAUCAUUUUCUUAGAAGAUGCUACUUCCCAUUGCAAGGUGGAGAAUUAAGAGAAGAAGAGAAGAAGACCAAUAGAUACUUUGUUCUUCCACCCAUCCUGCCAAUCAGGGCAUGAAUCUGAAAAUUUCCAAGAUAAACUGUGUACUUUGGGACUUCUUAAUGAGCAUUCUUCAAAGAUAUAACAUAUAAGUAGUCCUCAUAUACUUUCUAUUGCAUCCUUUUAUUCUUCUGGUGUAAUCAGUUAGUCAUAUUAAAAGAAAAGACAAAUUUAGCCUUUGUAUACCCAAUGUAUCAUGUAUGACUUCUAUAGUUC